This is a messenger RNA of Oryzias melastigma (Indian medaka), 3014 nucleotides long. RefSeq lists its product as uncharacterized. The record is from RefSeq and is a predicted model, not a curated record. The coding region runs from base 839 to 1585 and encodes 248 amino acids. NCBI's taxonomy places the organism in Eukaryota, Metazoa, Chordata, Actinopteri, Beloniformes, Adrianichthyidae. The transcript is spliced from 6 exons.
GUCCCUUUACUUUUAAACCAUAGGGGUAUUUAUUUUUCUGUCUCAAAUAAUAAAGAAACAAUUACAAUAAAAAACACAUAAAAAUAUGUAUGAACAUUCUAAAUAUUCACACCAAACUCCCUUUGCCAUAUGAAGAGUUUUGCUAUUAGUAUGUUUGCUGCUGGUGUGAGCCGUGGUGGCAUCCACAACUGUGAGCUUUUCAUUUUUUUAAUGAACAUAAACUUGUAUUUCAAUGCAUUUAAACAAAUUAGUGCACUUGACUGGACAAGAGACAUGCAACUGGAAAUUUGUGGGAAAUGCGCAAUAACUCUGUCUUUACAGGAAAGCUUGGGUUACUGUGUCCUCAAAGACGCUAUACUACGUGUGUAUGAACUAGUAUCAGGUGCAUACAGGCAGACGUAGAGAAACCACAAAAAGUCCGGUGAACAGGCUUUUUUGGAGUUUGCACGUCAAAAGAGGAAUCUCAUUGACAAAUGAUGUGCUUCAAGCAAUGUCAUACAUGACUUUGAAGUGCUCCGUCAGCUGAUCUUGCUAGAAGAUUUUAAAAAACCUUGCCUAACUUAGUUCUUAACAAACAGAAGGUUUGUGUUUAGAAAAGACGUUGCCUUUUCUUCGUACUACUGACUAUUUCUUCUUCAGAUCCACAGAAAGGCAGAAGUUUAAAUAGACUCACACUCAGCUAAACGGUUGCAGAUAGGAGAGAUUAUGGGUCAAAAGACAUCAUGCAACCAAAAUCCAAAUGUAGACAGGCCUGUAUUGAUUUCCUUCCCGUUUUUAAAAGGGGAAGUUAAGCCUUCACAGAUGCACCGCACAAUCUGCCCCGCAGAGUGUGUGGGAGAUGAAAUCGAGUAUUUUCUCGAUUCAGGACAUGCUUCUACAGUAUCCUACACUCAUGUACGGCCUUUCUCAUUUUCUCAUCUUUGUCCUGAUCCAAGGUGUCUCAGCUUCUUUUGAAAAAGUCACUGGUUUCAUAGGGCACAACAUCACUUUGCCCUGCUUGUACAAUGCCCAAACAUACGGUGUCCUCAGGGUCUGCUGGGGACAGGAUUGGGUCCCUAUGAGCAAAUGCUCCAACACCAUCCUGUCCUCCAAAGGGGAAGCUGUGCUGUUCAGACAGUCGCCCAAGUACCAGCUGCUGGGUCGGGUGAUGGAAGGAGACGUCUCCAUGACCAUCGUGAAUGCUCAAAGGACUGAUGCCGGCGUGUAUGGCUGCAGAGUGGAGAUCCCCGGAUUAUUAAACGACAUUAAAAUCAACAUACGUCUCACAAUGGAAGAAGAACCCGAGGAACGUUCUGUGAACCAGAAAAACCUGGUUCUUUUUGGCUCUACAAGAGAAGCAUUUGGAUCCACAAAUCUUCAAAUUAAUGAAACAAAAGUGGAGAAGAUCAUAUCUGGCACACAUCAGAAAAAAGGGUGGACCCACCUGGACCUGUGCAAUAUUGGAAAAAUGUCUGCCAUCAUCUUCCUCCCUGUGAUUCUAAUCCUUGCGGUUUUGAUAAGAAGGAGGAUUCCAUUAACGGAGAACUGUUCACGCACUUCUGUCCAAUCUGAAAACAUCUAUGAAAGCAUCCCCAUGACAACAUGACGUUCAGAAACCUGAAAGGUUACUGUAAAGAAUAGGUGUACGACUAUGACUCCCGAGAGGUUUCAAAGUCCUACUCAUCUCCUUAUUAUCUUAUCAAGUCUUUGUAAUUUGUACUGUAAAAGCCAAAAAGUGUCAAAAAUAUCAGAUGACAUAAAAGAAAAAAAAAGGAAAAGAAAACUGUUUUUUUUGUAUUUGAGUGGACAAUGCCACCUGCUGGUGCAGAGUUUGUUAAUAACAUUUCUGCAAAACUAUGUACAUAGAAAUGCCACUUUUGUGUAUUAUAAAACUUGUAUAUAGUUCUUUUUUAAAUUUUUGUUGGAGUAAACUGUUUUAUGCCACACAAGUGUCAUUUGUUGUGUUUUUUUCCUCUAAAUUUUAUGAUAAAAUGUUGAUUUUAAAAUAAUUUUCCCCAGUGUCUUAAACCACCUUCUACUAUGUGGUCAAGUUGUUUUUGAUUUGUUUAUUGCUUGUGAGAUCUGAGAUUUACACUGUAAUUUUUUUUUAAACAAAAUAAGUUGGAGUCAUUGUUCAAAUGUUGAUUUAAGAAAGAUUUCACACUCAUCCUCAUCUGUCUGACAAAGAAAGCAGAUGGCCUUAAAAAAUGUUUUUUAUGAGAAAAUUUAUGUUUUUUUAUUUUGUUUAGAAAAUGUUGAUUAAAUUCAAAUACACAUUUGAAGUGUUUUUUUGUUGUUUCCUCUUAAUCUGAAGCAGAAGUAGAGAUGUGUGUGAAAUGAAGAAAUGAAUCCUCUAUUCUUAGGCAUCAUAAAGUGAAACAUUUACUGAAAGCAGCUGAGCGCAGUUUGGAAGCAAUAAAAGUGAAACUUAAACAGUCAAGCAUUUAUGGUAAAUAAUCUAAGUCCUCACAUCACUCUGGAAACACAUAACUGCAUGUCACUGAGAAGUGGAAAAUACUGAAACCCACAUUGGUUUAAAAUGUGUUAGUACUUUGAUACAAGGAGUUUCUAUCAAGAGAAAAGUUUUUUUUAACUGUUUUAUCUUGUUUUUUCUUUAAAUCCUAUUAUCUCUCUCUCACUACCUAAAAGGAAGACCUCUUUUGAUUCAAUUUAGGAAUUGAAAAAAAAAAUCCCAGAUCAUCCGAAACCACAGCCCACUCCAAAAAGCCCCUAAAAAACACAACUCUAUUAAAAAAAUAAAUUACUGUGUUUAAAAAAAAAAAAAAAAACCUUCUAAUCCCUUUCUGGGGGUCAUGGGGUUGCUGGAGCCUAUACAAGCUACUGAUGUGUGAAGGAAAGCUACACCCUGGACAGGCCGCUGGUCCCUCCUAAUGCCACCUGAGAUGGAUAACCAAAUUUAGUUUUUUUGUGUGUUUUUUUCAGUAUUUAUUUUAUUUAAAAGGGGGCAAUACAGUUAAAAACAAAAACAAAAAAGUGGUUAAACAAGACAAAACACAUGAUUAAAAAAAAAAAAA